Molecule: messenger RNA, 2447 nt
Organism: Biomphalaria glabrata
Lineage: Eukaryota; Metazoa; Mollusca; Gastropoda; Planorbidae
Product: translin-associated factor X-interacting protein 1-like
Exons: 16
Coding region: 116-2254 (712 amino acids)
Cellular component (GO): cytoplasm
Source: RefSeq, a predicted model, not a curated record
UACUCAAAUGAUUGGAGUGAUUCGAUUCAAGUUACCAUAGCAAAACAAUAUGGCAGUCGGGUUUUUCGUGUAAACAAUAUGAGAAUGGUUACAUUUUAAGCACGUCUAUCAAUGAAUGGCUUUAGCAAGGCUCCCACCAUUAUCUGGCUCUACAAGCACUCCUUAUCUUUUAGAAAGACUUGAAGGACCAUCUUACAGGGUCAAUGGCAAACUGCAUGCAUUACCUUCUCCAAGAGCACUAAAACCCUAUGUAGAUACCCAAGCUGGGGAGCUAGACACAUGGCCAGCACAUGCCAGCAGUCUAGCCACAUCCACAACUGUGGCUGUGCUCAACAAAAAUAAAAACCUGAUGUUGGUAAAAGAAGAUGAAAAGGGGAAGAUCACUCCAAAACCCAGAUUUCUGGAGCAGCUUGAGACCUUCUUGAAGAAAGAACUACAAGCUCUGGGUGUGACAGAUGUUCAACCUAGCGAGCUCCGACUCCAAGCACAUCGUGAGGUAUUUGAAUACCUGAUUGAAGACUUUAAAACAUACAGACCUUUGUUAUCAACUAUAAAAAAUGAAUAUGAAAUGAUGUUAGCACACCAGAGACAACAAAUUAGACAGCUGGAACCUCUCAAACAAAUGCUAGUGACCAUGUCCGAGGAAUGUGACCUGAAGAUCAUGGCUAUAAGAGAAGAUGAAAAAGGAGAAAUUUCUGAUUUAAAGAAAGAGAACAGAAAAUUGUAUGGCCAGAUAUCAAAUCUAAUGGUUGAGCAAGAAGAUUUAAAAGAGCAAGUGAACAAUUUAAAGAAAAAACUUGAAGAGGAAUACAAAAAGUAUAGAGAUGAAUGUGAUGCUCGCAAACUUCUGGUAGCAGAUGUCAAUGAUUUGAGAUACCAACAAGAGGAUUACAUUGCUUCCAAGAAUGCAGCUCUGAUGAAUCAGGACACUGAAGAGGAUCCUGUCAUUAUGAAAAUAGCUUUACAAAAAUCUCGAGAAGCAGAAACUGCUGCUACAAAGAGGCUGAAUGAAAUGAUUGCCAAUUAUGGAGAUGUUAUACCCAGGAGAGAUUUUGAAAUGCUUGAAGCAAAAUUUAAGGAACUUGAAGAAAAAUAUGAGUUAUCUCAACAAGAUUUUAGAAAAAUGCAAGCUGAGUACAAUGCCCUGCUGGAUGUACAGAAACAAGUGACACAGAAGAGAGAUGAGUUUUAUAUAGAGCUAGAAACACUAAAGAGAAGUUCAACACCUAGACCACAUUGGGAUAAAUGUGCUGAUUAUGUCCAAGGUGGCAGUGUACGCUGGCAACAACUCUCAGAAGGUAAACGUAGUACAGAGCUAGUGGAUGUUCUCUUGAAUGAAAUACAAGUUGGUGGUUUUGUGGAUACUGUUGGUGCUGACUAUUUUGAUCCCCAGGGCACUGGAGCAGAAGUACCAAUCUACUUAAGACAUGACCAACCAGUCAGAAAUAGAAGGCUAAGUAAAAGAGACACAGCUCUGCUGGUCAGAGACAUCUGGAGGACAAAAUCUGUUAAAGAUGCAGAGAGAACAGAUGGUACACGUCAAAACAUGGGAGAGUUUUUGUUUGAUUAUCUGAAGACUCGCUUCCCCUUGGAACAAAUUGUGAUUGAGUGGGGCUACAAUCUUCAUGAUGCAUGUCAAAGAUUUGCUCAUGAUGAUGUCAUUGGUCUCUUUGGCAGAGUAUUAAAUGGAGAGGCUGAUGAGGAAAUAUUUCACAGUCAACUCUUGACCAUUCAUGGUCUGCUAACUCAGAUGACCAAACUGGACAAUGAGCUGGGUAAUGUUGGAACAUUGGGCUCUGAGGACUUCAAAAAAUGCCUGCGUGAGUUUUUCCAUUUGUCAGGUGACAAUGAGGAUGACUCUUCUGCGGAGAUGACCAUGUUUAAAGCUGCUAAUGUUGAACUAGAGAUCACAGAUGAAAUGCCUUUAGACUAUAAGAGUUUGUUUACUGAGGAUGAUGAGGGUAAGACAGGACCAUUCCUGGAUGAAGUCAAAACAUUUUUAAAGACUAAAAAGGAGCAGUACAUCAAUGAUAUUAAGGAACAGUUGGAAGCCAACAGCACUGUCUCGGUUGAUGACUUGAUGAGGGCAAUCUCUAUAGUUGACCCAGAGAUCACUCAUGACAAAAUACAAGAGUACUUAGCCUGGGCUUUUCACAAUACCAAAGAUGGCUUAAAAGAUGUGAACCCUGUAGACCAGUCCAUUCUUCUUGAGCGUUUGAUAAAUGGAAAUAUUACAAGACUGGGCAGGAAGUAACAGAAUGUUACUAUUGACUGAUUGAAAUGUAGCAAGGAAUUGAAUGUCUUAGGUUUAAUUAAUUAAUAUUGUUGAAACAUUAAUGUAAUACAUAUUUGAAAAAGGGAGUGGUUUAGAGUGCACAGAGCAUGACUGAGCAAGAAAAUGUGUACUACAAAUAAAGUUUUAAAAAUGUAAUAAAAAUAAUUGUUUA